Molecule: messenger RNA, 2031 nt
Organism: Pseudo-nitzschia multistriata
Lineage: Eukaryota; Bacillariophyta; Bacillariophyceae; Bacillariales; Bacillariaceae
Source: the annotation of a GenBank genome assembly
CUGAAAUACACUUGCUCAUAUCCAACAGUCGCAACAUUACCAUCGGCGUUUCCAAAUUUCCAUUAGACACUUCAGCGAAAAGAAAGGUUGGAUGGCACCAUGAUCGUAACGAAUAGAAGCAGGACUUUCUUUCAUCGGCAGUACGUUUUUUUAGCUGUUGGUUGUCUGCUUCUUGCUCAUCGUAUUGGGUUGGAUUCGUUCUUUACAGAGGCAGCACCAGACAAGUCGAGUGGUGGAAAUGAGUGGAGCCAUACAAACUAUCCCCCUCACAAUCGGCUCCGACAAAAAGAGGAAGGAUUUCUAUCGAAGGAUUAUGACCCAAACGUCGACAAUAGCAACAGAAAUAGCGGUGGUGGGGAAGGCGAUGACGAAAAUUUACUGAUUCAAAUUAUCGAAUCCGAGGUUUGGGAUACAACUGAGAAUAGGUGGAAGGGUGCUGCUGUAGGAGAUGGAACGGGAGGUGGAAAUCGAUGGACGAAUGAGAAGGGGCACCUUUCUCCGUCUCCCACCGCAAUCGUCCCACCAGAUGGAUUUGAAUUCUUGGGCGAAUGGAAGAUUGUUGUCAGUAGUAGCAGCAACAAUGGUAGUAAUAGCGCUGGUAACAAUGGUAUGGCUGGAGGUGGGGCAGUGGGAGGCGACUCCAAGGGAUGGGGAUACCAAUUUCAAUACUUGCAGCCACCAAUACGACGAAGAAUCUGGCUGAGAAGUUUGACCCCGAUAAAAAUGCCGCCCCCCCGGAAGCCAAAAUCAGGUGUCGGUAUACGGCCACCACCGCCAAUAAUUCCCAAAAAAACUCCGAUUCAAAAAGCGAAAGCACCGAGGACGACGAACCGAUUGACACGCGCCAUGCGACUCGUACGCGACGAUUUCAAUUACAAAGGCUUGGGUUUCAAUCUUUUCAAGUCCUUUAUUUGGCCUUCUUCGAUUGGAGUAGCAUUGAGAAUCCCACUCUCUAUCAAUUUCGAUACUUUUGAUAGGAAUCCAGGAUGGCCCAUCGUCUCCAGCAGCGCAUGCGUAUUCUACCCUCCGAUGGUGGCAGGUUUUUUGUCGACGAGCUUCCAUGUGGAAUGGAUCAAAUGGCUGUUCCUAUGUUCAUUAGGAUUGGUUCCUCGCUCUUUCUUUUGGAUUUUGUACCGAGUUAUCUUACCAGUAGUUUGGAUGGUUGUCUCUGUGGUCUCCUUUCCUUUACGAGGAAUAUAUUCUUUACCUCCCUGUCCCACCAAGCUACCCAGUGGAGCCUGGUGGACAGGAAGAAAUAUUGCGAAGCCCAAGUACAAUACGGAUUUGUCUGAACGCAUUGGAUGUUCCGUUUCUUAUCGAUGGUCCAAAAAACGAGGAUACGAGUGGCGGAUCAGCUAUUUCCAUUCAUAUCUACCCACCCUGCUUGUCUACCAACAACUUUUUUCCCAACUUCAAGAAAAAUUGGAAGGGAGCAUCAAGUCUGUCAGUAACAGCAGCAACAAUAGCAGCAGUAACAAAUCAUCUACCGUAGCCCCUUUGACAAAAGGCAAGAAAAACUGGUUAAGAAAACACUUCGCAUCGCUUGGUGUCAGUACGAGCGGCCCGAUUCCCGAUACUCCCCCAAUUUCUUGUUCGGCGAAUUUCAGUUUGAGUGGACUUUAUUGGAGCACAGGGAGAAAAUCAAAAAGAAAAACCAACAACAUCUCGUCAUCCAAUUCUGGGAUAUCUACCGCGACGGGAUCCAAAACAGCCGAGACUGGUUCGGCUAGUUUGAAUGAAGGGAACGAUGAAGACACUGCUUUCAUUGCCGACGAGAACUACAAAGAACUUGUACCACUUACAAAUACCAGGAUACGAACCAGUGUAUCAAAUCAAUGAAUUGAAUGGUUUUGUGACAUUUUAACUGAAAUCCAGUGGUUAAUGCGAAAAAGCAGGAAUGUGAUCGCAUUCCCAAUAUAGAGAUGUCAAACCAAUAUCCAGAAAAAUUCAUGUGAAGAAAGCUACAGUCCUAGAUCAGAAAACGACAACAUAGAAAUCAAUAGAAAAUACUAAUAAACAUAAAGGGAUUUU